AUGAGUUAAGCAGAAUACUUCGUUUAUAUGUUAACGACUGGCGCAUUUAUUAUAAAAUUAUUAACAAGCAUUUAUGUGAACAGAAAUUUAUCGUCUUUGAUCUAAGUGUACCUUCCGAGCAUCCGCAUAGAAUACGUGUCGGGUGGGAUAAAAUUUUGACAUUGGAUGAAUAA
Molecule: messenger RNA, 173 nt
Organism: Paraglomus occultum
Lineage: Eukaryota; Fungi; Glomeromycota; Glomeromycetes; Paraglomerales; Paraglomeraceae
Source: the annotation of a GenBank genome assembly